UUUGAUUUCUAGACCUGGCUAAUUUCUAGGGUGUAAUUACCUAUUUUUUAUCCAUAUAUGAUAUCUUUUGAAAAAAAAAGAAAAAACAAAAAGAUCUUUGAACUCAUCGAAUAAAAACAAAUAAAUUGACAAAAAUUAUUUGUGGACAAUAUAAUAUUAAACAAGUCUGUGCUGCUCUGGACUCUGGUGCUUUCCAUGCGGUGAUUGUGAUUCUCUUCAAUUUCUCCAUCUCAUCUCAGCCCCCAAACUCAGCUGAAACCACACCGCCGAGAAACCAUUAACCAUGGGCGACAAAGCAAUUCCUGAUGGCGCUUCUUCCACCACCACCACCAUCACUCCCUUCCCUUUCUUCCCCAACUUCCGCUUCGACGUCCCCAACUUCCACUUCGACUUCCCCAACCCGUUUCGCCGGGAUACCCAACAACCCCGCCGCCAAAUCGCCGCCUCCGAUGACCGUACGCCGCCCGCCGACGGCGACAAGCCUGAUGCCGUCAAGUUCGCGGACCGGAAACCUCCGCCGACGAAUUCACCUCUUCAGCUGGAAGUCGACGAGACUUCCCACCCACUGCUCAAUUACUCGGUACGUCAAUUUUCCCACCAAUCCAUCCCCUGCCGUGUUAGUUCCAGGUUUCGUGUUUGGUUGGUGAAAGAACUUUGAAGCUCGGAUUGUCAAAAGUUAAAGAAUGGAAAUUUUGUGUGGAUAAAUUGGUAAAUAGGACAGGAUGGGAGGGAGAUAAACGUAAAUUUAGAUUCCGACUCUGGGCCGGGCUCCGAUUCUUCGUUCUUUCCCUGUUGAGGGGAGAUAGGGGAAGGUAAUAGGAAGUUAAAGAGUUCGCAAGUUAUCGAUAAACCCAGAAAACCCUCUUCCGGACUAAUUCUCUAACUUCAACUCUUCGAACAUCGCUCGAACAACAAUGGCGGAAAAGAAGGGUGGAAGCAUGGCGGUGACUGGGAAAGACCAACAAGAUAGCGAAAUCACUAAACCUGUCCUUGUAAGGGUACCCAAUGCCCGUCCGGCUGUUUCUCCUAUGGAGGUUCAGGUUUCGGAGAACACUAAGAAAACCCACAACCCCGUCAUUAUUUGGCAGGUCUAUGCACUUGGAGGGUUCAUCGUUCUGCAGUGGGUAUGGGCAAGGUGGAACGAAAGGAAGGAAAGAGCGAAAAAGAGGUCAUCGGCGGAGGAGAAUCAAACUCCAGACGACCAUUCACCGGCUGAAGGCGAGGAAUGAUUGAAGGAGCUGAGGGAGGAGCUGCGGUGUGUAAAGCAAAUAUCAUACAUAUCACAGAAAUCCCUCUUCUCUUUUUUCUCAGUAGCUCUCUGGGUUGUAUUUAUGGAGACAUGGAAGUUCUUACUUUCAAAUGACAUCUUCCUUUUAAGGCCACAAACUCUCUUUGGAAAGUGAAGACUGGCAAGGUUCAGGAUUUUCUGUACAGCUUAGCUCCCUCGUGGUUGUACCAUAACUAAAUUCCGGCUAAUGUUUAAAUUUUAUCAAAUCGAUCAUUUACGCUUUCACCGACUAACGAAACGAUCAUUUUGCUAAUCUUUGAGA
Messenger RNA from Linum tenue, 1550 nucleotides. The record is from the annotation of a GenBank genome assembly. Lineage: Eukaryota; Viridiplantae; Streptophyta; Magnoliopsida; Malpighiales; Linaceae.